Cebus imitator (Panamanian white-faced capuchin) is the source of this 2194-nucleotide messenger RNA. It is a transcript of the gene IGSF8, whose product is annotated as immunoglobulin superfamily member 8. The transcript is spliced from 8 exons. The coding region runs from base 73 to 1911 and encodes 612 amino acids. The record is from RefSeq and is a predicted model, not a curated record. Lineage: Eukaryota; Metazoa; Chordata; Mammalia; Primates; Cebidae.
GGGGCUGGGACUGGGUGAGAGGCAAAGAACCCGCGCCAUCCCCCGGAGCCUCCCCAGAGCUGGCCGCGCAGGAUGGGCGCCCUCAGGGCCACGCUGCUGCCGCCGUCGCCGCCGCUGCUGCUGCUAAUGCUAGGAAUGGGAUGCUGGGCCCGGGAGGUGCUGGUCCCUGAGGGGCCCUUGUACCGCGUGGCUGGAACAGCUGUCUCCAUCUCCUGCAAUGUGACUGAAUAUGAGGGCCCUGCCCAGCAGAACUUUGAGUGGUUCCUGUACAGGCCUGAGGCCCCGGAUACUCCUCUCAGUAUUGUCAGUACGAAGGAUGCCCAGUUCUCCUACGCGAUCUUCAAGCCCCGAGUGCUGGCGGGUGAGGUGCAGGUGCAGCGCCUACAAGGGGACGCCUCGGUGCUCAAGAUUGCCCGCCUGCAGGCCCAGGAUGCUGGCAUUUAUGAGUGCCACACCCCCUCCACUGAUACCCGCUACCUGGGCAGCUACAGCAGCAAGGUGGAGCUGAGAGUUCUUCCAGAUGUCCUACAGGUGUCUGCUGCCCCCCCAGGACCCCGAGGCCGCCAGGCCCCAACCUCACCCCCACGCCUGACGGUGCAUGAGGGGCAGGAGCUGGCACUGGGCUGCCUAGCGAGGACAAGCACACAGAAGCACACACACCUGGCAGUGUCCUUUGGGCGAUCUGUGCCUGAGGUGCCAGUUGGGCGAGCAACUCUGCAGGAAGUGGUGGGAAUCCGGUCAGACUUGGCCGUGGAGGCCGGAGCUCCCUAUGCUGAGCGACUGGCUGCAGGGGAGCUUCGUCUGGGUAAGGAAGGGAGUGAUCGGUACCGCAUGGUAGUAGGAGGUGCCCAGGCAGGGGACGCAGGCACCUACCACUGCACUGCCGCUGAGUGGAUUCAGGAUCCUGAUGGCAGCUGGGCCCAGAUCGCAGAGAAAAGGACUGUCCUGGCCCACGUGGACGUGCAGACGCUGUCCAGCCAGCUGGCAGUGACAGUGGGACCUGGCGAACGUCGGAUCGGCCCAGGGGAGCCCUUGGAACUGCUGUGCAAUGUGUCAGGGGCACUCCCCCCCGCAGGCCGUCAUGCUGCAUACUCUGUGGGUUGGGAGAUGGCACCUGCGGGGGCACCGGGGCCUGGCCGCUUGGUAGCCCAGCUAGACACAGAGGGUGUGGGCAGCCUGGGCCCUGGCUAUGAGGGCCGACACAUCGCCAUGGAGAAGGUGGCAUCCAGAACAUACCGGCUGCGGCUAGAGGCUGCCAGGCCUGGUGAUGCGGGCACCUACCGCUGCCUCGCCAAAGCCUAUGUUCGCGGGUCUGGGACCCGGCUUCGUGAAGCAGCCAGUGCCCGUUCCCGGCCUCUCCCUGUGCACGUGCGGGAGGAAGGUGUGGUGCUAGAGGCUGUGGCGUGGCUAGCAGGAGGCACAGUGUACCGGGGGGAGACUGCCUCCCUGCUGUGCAACAUCUCUGUGCGGGGUGGACCCCCAGGACUGCGGCUGGCUGCCAGCUGGUGGGUGGAGCGAUCAGAGGAUGGAGAGCUCAGCUCUGUCCCUGCCCAGCUGGUGGGUGGUGUGGGCCAGGAUGGUGUGGCAGAGCUGGGAGUCCGGCCCGGAGGAGGCCCUGUCAGCGUGGAGCUGGUGGGGCCCCGAAGCCAUCGGCUGAGACUACACAGCUUGGGGCCUGAGGAUGAAGGUGUGUACCACUGCGCCCCCAGCGCCUGGGUGCAGCAUGCCGACUACAGCUGGUACCAAGCGGGCAGUGCCCGCUCAGGGCCUGUCACAGUCUACCCCUACAUGCAUGCCCUGGACACCCUAUUUGUGCCUCUGCUGGUGGGUACAGCGGUGGCCCUGGUCACUGGUGCCACUGUCCUCGGUACCAUCACUUGCUGCUUCAUGAAGAGGCUUCGAAAACGGUGAUCUCUCACUCCCCAGGUCUUGCAGGUAUCGACUGUCUUCCAGCCCAGCUCCAAGCCCUCCUCUGGUUGCCUGGACACCCUCUCCCUGUUUCCAUUCUUCCUUUAAUUUAUUUGACCUCCCCCUACCCAGAAUGGGAGACACGGCUCCCCUUCCUCACUCCUUCCCUCCCAAGCCCUCCCUCUGGCCUUCUGUUCUUGAUCUCAUAGGCAUCCUAUAGGGAGACCAUUCCCUGUCCUGGAAUUAGUUUUUCUAAAAUGUGAAUAAACUUGUUUUAUAAAAAGUA